This is a messenger RNA of Fonsecaea multimorphosa CBS 102226, 585 nucleotides long. RefSeq lists its product as uncharacterized. Lineage: Eukaryota; Fungi; Ascomycota; Eurotiomycetes; Chaetothyriales; Herpotrichiellaceae. The transcript has a single exon. Bases 1 to 585 code for a protein of 194 amino acids. The record is from RefSeq and is a predicted model, not a curated record.
AUGGCCGAGCUGAUGGAGAGUAUUGUAAAUGCCACGAGGUCCCGGUCGAUUCCGCUGUUCUUCAACAAGCAAGCCAAACGAGGGGCGUUGGACCAAGCGACCAAGCUUCUCGAGUUUCAGGAAGAGCUGGGCAACGUCCCAGCAACCGAGUGUAUGCAGCUGUUGCGCAGCCUGCGGGUCAAAGUGGAUGGGUUUUUGCAGGUGUUGCAAGCGACGCAGAACAUUGCCCACAUGAGGUCAGCCCCGGAAAAGCACAAUACUAGUCAACUUGACGCCUCUGGAGCCAGCUCCUCGCAGAGUCCGCCUCCGUUUGAGGAUCGCCAACGACCUCUGAUAAUUCAGCUCUCCGACAAUUUCCAUGGGCCCGAGAGCUCCGUCACAGCGGCAGCUACUCUAGAAUGUGAUAGUGAUCUCGGCGACUCGUCCUUGUCCUCGGCGCUCAUGCAUACUAAGGAUGUCAACACUGCGUCGGAUGUACACCCUCUGGAGAAUGUGUCUUUUGAUGUUACAAGUGGCCUCUGCGAGAGUCAAUUGGACCACUACGGGACAUGGAAUGGGUUUGAGUACCUGUUCAGCGACCAAUAG